GCACGCGCACACAGUGGGCGCGCGCGGCUGUCCCCCCCCCCCAACCUCGCAAUCCGGGCCCGGCCGCGGCUCCCGGAGCGGUUGCCAUGGAAACGGCGGGAAGCAACGCGCGGCGCGCGGGGCGCUUCAUCCCGGCCAGGUGGGCCGAAGCUGCGCAGCUUUUUGCCUUGUGACAUGCAGAGGUCUGUGCGAUGAGGAGAGGCCAGCCACAGAAAACAUCCCUUGGGAAUCCACAGAUGUCUCCGUCCCGUGCUCGGAGUCCAAAGUCUCCUGCAAGUGCCCGUAGCAGGUCAUCGUCUCCGCUGAACAGAGAAGGGAUCCACCAGCCAACUGGGCGAAGCUAUCAAGGAGAGGUAGAUCAAGAAAGCGAUACAGAUGGCAGUCCAGGUAUCCGGUACAUAACAGAGCCUCUUAUUAAGAAGCUGACCAAGCAAGAGAAUCUGGCGCGCGUAACUGCUCUGAAUCUUUCUCUCAGUAAAGAUGGAGGGAAAAAAUUUAAGUACAUAGAAAAUCUGGAGAAAUGCAGUAAACUGGAAGUCCUAAACCUCAGUCAUAAUCUGAUCGAAAAGAUCGAAAAAUUGGAUAAACUUCUGAAGCUAUUAGAUCUCAACCUCUCUUUCAACAGAAUAAGUAAAAUAGAAGGUAUUGAACAUUUACACAGUCUUCAAAAGCUGAAUCUGGCUGGGAAUGAGAUUGAACACCUCCCUGUGUGGCUGGGGAAAAAACUCCGGUCCCUUCGCAUCCUGAAUUUAAGAAAAAAUAAAAUCUCAUCACUCCAUGAAAUAGCCAAACUGAAGCCUCUUAAAGAUUUGACUUCUCUGUUGCUGGCAGACAACCCAGUGGUCAACCUGCCUCACUAUCGUCUCUAUACCAUCUUCCAUCUGAGGUCAUUGGAGGAUCUGGAGGGGCAGCCGGUGACAAAUUGUGACAGGGAAGAAGCCCUUGAAAGAUUUAAUUUAGAAGAGAUAGAACACCUAGAACAUAACUUGGAACAGAUGACCAAGGAGAUAGAACACUUGCAAAACAAACAGUCUGAUUUGCUAGAGCAGAUCCAUCAACAAGAGGAGCAGAAUAAAUCCUUAAAACAGAAGCAAGACCAGCAGAAACAGAACCACAAAGACCUGGAGAGUGAGCUGGAAACCAAAAAUGAGUUGCUGAAGCAGAAAACCGUGGAACUGACUCGAGCUUGUCAGAAGCAGUAUGAGCUGGAACAAGAACUGGCCUUCUAUAAAAUUGAUGCCAAAUUCGAGCCGUUGGGCUAUUAUCCCAUGGAGGAUGUCGAAUUUGACAACGUACCGGGCGAAAGUCCGUACAUCGGCAAGGCCAGGUACAAAAGGAACAUGUUUGCUGUGGAAGGUUACAUCCCCAGAAAGGCUCAGCAGAUGCAGAUGGGAAACUUGGAACAGGAAGAAGAAACCCAGCAGCUGAAGCAGAAUCUUCUUCAGUCGCUCGAUAAACAGCUUGAGGAAAAAGAGAGGAAGAUUAAAGAAGCCCAGGAACAAUUGGCCACACUGCACAAUGAAGUUGCAAAGGCAGAGCAGCAGGUCUUAACAGUCACUGAGGAGCUUAAACAAGUCCAAGAUGCUGUUGGGCAGAAAAAGACAUCUGAAGCAGAAAAAGAUUGUUUUCGGCACCAGCUAAGCAACAAGAUACGUCUUCUACAUCAUUUACAAGAGGAGGCUCUGGAACUAGAGAGACAGAUGCAAAAACAGCGCCAAGAAAUGGUGGAAAAGGAAAAAGAGCUAGAAGGCUUGCAAAGUUUCCUAGAUUCUCUGGAUCCUAAAGACCCAAGACAUGCUCAUAUGAAGGCCCAGAAAUCCAGCAAAGAACAGCAACUCGACAUGAUGAGGAGGCAUUAUAAGCAACUGGAAAGCCGCCUGGAUGACGUGCUGUCCCGGAUCGCAAAUGAAACCGAGGAAAUCCGGGAUUUGGAGCAACAGCUUACAGAUGGCCAGAUUGCAGCCAACGAAGCCCUGAAAAAAGACUUGGAAGAAGUGAUCCUAGGAUUACAGGAAUACCUCAAGAACGUUAAGACUCAGACGAAGCAAGCCACCGACGAGUGCAAAGAGCUGCGGCAGGAGAAGGAAAGUUUGUUGAAAAAAUUGGGGGAAGUAGAGGAAGAGAGGAACCAGUUGGAAAUAGUGGCCAUCGAUGCUGAAAACCUGAGAAAAGAAACUGCGAACCUGGAACGGGCUCUCCAACAGCAGCGUGAACUCAACAAGGCCUUGCAGGAAGCCCAAGGAGAAAUCAGCGCUUACGAGGCUGAGCUGGAAGCUGAGCUGAAGGCCCGAGACACUGAAGCCAGCCAGCAGAAAGAAGAGCUUGAGAAGUUAAAGCAGAUUAUUCAGGUGGAACAGUCUGCCCUCCACGCUCAGCUUGGCAAGGAGAGGCUAGCCCUGGAGAAUGCCUUGGCCAAAGCACGCUUGUGCGAAGAGAGGGAACAGGAAAAUAAUCAGCUGCUUUCCCAACUCAACCAGCUGCAGAAGGACAACCAUCUCUUGAGGCAGCAGCUGAAAGACACACAGGAGCAAAUGAAUCACGCAGCCGAUAGCUUAAUUCAUCCCGAGGAAAUCUCAGCUCGUGUGAACGAACUCAAACAAAAGCUGCGGACUGGGGCAGAAAUCAGGUGCCAUAACCCGAAGGACAUUUUAGGGAAGAGCUUUGCCGAGCUGCAGAAACAGUUUGCUGAGCUCUUAGCUCGUUCCCAGCAAGAAAAUGAGUCUGUCCAGGCCAGAGAGAGAGAGCUCCAAAAACAGAUGGCUACUCAGCGGGCUGAGCUGGAAGAAGCCCAAGAAAAGUAUAAACUGGCCUGCAACAGAGCUGCAGAAGCCAAAAUUAAAUCUGAGAGAAGGCAGAAUGAAGCCAGAGUUCAGCAGCUAGAGGGGGACAUCCAACAUCUCGUUGAAAAAUUGAAGAGCCUGGAAGAAAUUCAGGGCCUCACCGAUCAACAGCUCCAAGAAGCCGAUGAGGAGAAAGAACAGAUCCUUGCUGAGCUGGAAGACUUAGAGAAUAAGAAAAAAGUGGAAGACGCGAGGGCCCAGCUGCAGUUCCACAGCCUCAGCAAGGAGCUGAAGGCCUUAAAAGAAGCCAUUUCCGCUUCCGAUAAGCAGGCCACCGCCCAACUCUGCGCAGCCAAAGACCAGCUCCAGUCGCUUCACGGAACCGUCUGCAAGAUUAAUCAGGAACGUACCGAGGAGCUUCAGGAGGCCGAGAGGUUUUGCCUGCAGGCCACCCAAGCGGCUAAGGACCUGGCCAGAGCAGAAACAGAAAUAGGACUUUUGCAGAAGCUUCUCAAAGAAAAGGAGGCGCAGUUAGAACUGGGGAAAAACGACGCCGAGAUGGCGGCUUCACGGUUGCAAAAGGAAGAGUUGGAGAAGCUGAGCGAACUUCUGAAACGGCAGAAAGCAGAAACUGACCGACUCCGCGGAGCCUUAGACCAGGUUAAAAAAGGCAACAGGGCUGAAAUGGACGGCCUCCUGGAGGAAAUUGAAGGACUCCAAUGUACCAUCUCUCAGCAGAACGAGACCAUCGCUAACUUCGUGACUCCACCCCACCGGUGUCAGCCUCUGUUCUUCGUGCCGUCAUCCUCCCAAGCAUCUACUCCUGCAUCUCAGAGCACCAAAGAUUCCGGCAUUAUUUUACAGUGUCCCAUGUCGACUCCCAUCCUCAAACAGGACAGGAAGCUUGCCGAAAGCAAGAAAGCACAUUAUCCUGCUUCAAGAGAGUGCUGCAUGCACAACUCAGCCCAAGCUGGCCUGCAGGAACCUUCCUCUAUCAGGCACCAUGGCGAGGGUGAAACCCUGCCCAGCACUGCUCCUUGUGUUCUGCCUCCUGGAUGCAUCAUUUAUACCCUGCUGCCGGAUGGCAAACCAGUGCCUCAGGGGACGGUGUUGUACGGUCUACAACCUCUCUCCACACAAGCCAGCGGAGGCCCAGUUGCUCCCACGACAGUCGUCUACGGCUCACCUCCCGCUGGAAUCCAGCUGCAUUAUGGUUUUCUUCCCGCUAACUAUUCCGUGCCAUUGCUUCCCCUGGGAAUCCUUCACUGCAACAUCCCCGACCACCGAGACUUGGAAAACGAUAUCUUAAGGCUAGAAGACAGCAUAGAGGCGCUGAGGUCUCAGCGACACCAAGAUGGGUCCGCAAGGACUUCUCGUGAACCCAAUAACGAGACGGAAGAGCUGAACCAGGGCAUACAGGACUUGUUGACGGAGAAAGAAGAGCUUGAAUACCAAGUGGCAGAGCUGCGGCGGGUAGCCCAGAAGAGAUAUAAGCGCAGAGAUUUUAUUGAAGGGUGUGGGGACGCUCUGACUGCAGAGCUGGAAUUGGAAGAGUCGAUCCAGUGCCAUGAAAAUAUCAUGGACGAAAUUGAAUGCGUGGAAAAGACGCUUCUGAAGCGACGGGCAGAACUCAGGGAGGCAGACUGUCUUCUGGCCGAAGCUGAAACCGAGCUCGAAAACACCAGAGGAAAGACCAAAGACACUCUUCAGAAAUACAACACUGCUAAGCAACAUUUGUCUCGGAUAGAGAAAGACGCUGAGGAGCUGGAACGACGGGCCCGGGAGACGGCUGUGAGGCUUGUAAAAGCAGAUCAGGAGUUCAGGUUGCUUCAAGCAGAUUCCCAGGAUUUGGAACAGCACAAGAUGGAGCAAGAAGGAAUCCUGAAAGAAAUCAACCAAAUUGUAUCGGCGAAAGAUUCCGAAUUUCAAGUCUUGAGCCAGAAGAUAGAAAUAUUGACUGAGAGCCUUCAGAAGCUGCAAACAGACAUCCAAGUUGCAGGAGGCAAUGAAGAUCACCACCUUCAGAUCCUGAAAGAAGCAGAGAACAUCCUUCUGAGCAAAAAACAUGAUCUGGAGAGAUUGAAAGAUCAGACUUCCGUUCAGCAGCACGAGUUACACGUGGUGGGCAGAUUGCUUGAUCAGAAAAGGGCCGAGUUACGCCUCCUCCAGGACAGCGUUGCUGAGAAAAACGCCAACUUUGCAGAAGCUCUCAGGGAUGGAGAGGCAGAGAUAACUGAAAAACAGCAGCUAAUAAAGGAAAUGAAGACUUUUCUAGAAGACCUGAGCGUUCAGAAGGGAGAACUCAAUGCCCAGCUCAGUGAGAAAAGAUCCCAGCUUUCUCUCGUAAUGCAGAAUAUCCGAAAAGAAGAAACAAAGCUACAGGAUAUCUUGGGGCUGAUAAAGCAGCAUAAGACAGAACUGAAGCACAUGCUGGAAACGGCCCAUCUGGGAAAAGAGGAUCUCGAAAGCCUGAAAUUUCAGCAUAACCAAAAGACAAAUGAGUUGGACAAAAUUGAAAGAUUGAUUCUGGAGGAGAAGCUGGAACUGGAGAAUCUCCAGCAAGCAUCCCAGCGCCAGCGAGGGGAGGUGGAGCAUCAGAGGCAGCUUCUCCAGGAGGCUCAGCGGGAAGCCGAGCGGCUGACCUCUCAGCUCCAUCUUCUGCAGAACCACGUCAAGGCCCUGAGUGAUGAGAAGCGACAGCUGGAGGCCAGGUGUGAAAGCCUGGAGGACAAAUUCACCCAGAGCAAAAGAACCUUAGCCUCCACAGAAGGUAACAAUAAAAAUAUCCUUGCCAGCACGGAGAAGUCUGUACUGGAUUUCCAAAAACUGCAGUUUGAAAUCGACGAGCUUCACAACCAGAAAAUAGCUCUGAAUAAAGAUAUUGCUGAGCUGCAGAAGCAUUUGCACGGAAAAAAGGAGGAAUUGGACGUUUUGAAGAUGGAACUGAACGACGCCAGGCGUUAUCUUCAGCUGUUGGAGCAAGACGUGAAAGAGGCCGCCAAAGAAAAGCAGGAGCUUCUCCAAGAACAGGAAGUCCUCAAAGACACCCUCCACGAGUCUUCCAGGAAGUGUAAGGAGAUCCAAGAAGCCCAGAGGGAAAAGGAAAACCAGCUACACCAAGUCCUCAAGGAGCUUCAGGAACAGGAGCUGAAACAGGCCAAACAAGAGACGGUCCUUCAACGUCUCGGGGAAGACAUCCUGCACGAAGAAAGAAAGUUGGCAGAAUGCGCAGACAAACUGAGGACCCAGAAUCAGCAGCUGGAACAAGAGCUGGUAGAGCAGCAGGGUCACCUGGCGCAAGCUGUGGCCAAGGUCCAAGAGAUGGAAGAACGGAUCCGGAAGCUCCAGAAGGAGGGGUCCCACAUUUCAGCUCUUGAAGAAAAACUCCACAAAGCCAGGCAUCAGCUCUCCGAAAAAGAACAGAAGCUUCAGGAAAAGAUGGGGGAGAUUUCCUGCCUUCAGAGAGAACUCCACCUCUCCAGAGCCGAGGAGAGGCUGCUCCAAGAUCGGCUCCAAGCAGACCAUCUCAAAGCAGAGAAGCAAAUUGCAACCUUGAAGGACACCAUCAAGGCUCAAAGGGACCAGCUUGAAAGAGCCCUCCAAGAACAGAAGCAAGAAAACUACGGCUUGCAGCGAGAAAUAACCUCACUGGAACAAGUGGCCCGAGAGAAUCACCAGCGGGCCAAGCGGUUGAUGAGGGACCUUGGCCGGAUCCAAGAAGAGCACGCACAACUCAAGUCACAGAUGAAGAACCAGGAGGAGCUGGAGAAACAGCAGAAAGAGCUGAAGGGCACCGUUAAGCUGGUCAGACUGGAAGUGAAGGACAAAAUGAGGACCGGCUUGAAGGAUCUGAGCCAGUCUCCUCCAGAGUUAUUGGAGGACAGAGACGCUAACCUGGAAGCGAAGGCGAGACUUUGGAGCGACUUGGAAAGCCUGAAGGAAAACUACCCAUUCACUGAAAACAAGGCCAAGAUGCCGUACUGGGAUGAAAAGCUGGACCUCUCUAAAGUCCACAUCACAGAUGAACAGUGGCGUGGAAAGGUACGCCGGGAACAACUGCAACACCACGAGGAUCGUCUCAAGGCUCAACUCCGGCAGUGCAUGUCAAAGCAAGUGGAGGCCUUAAUUAAAGGGAAGCAAGAGACCGAGGGCACCCUUCACAGUCUGAAGAGACAAGUCGAUGCCCUGGACGAGCUGGUCAGCAGCAGCUCUACCGAUUCCUUGUUUCCAUCCUUAAAUUCAUCGGGAUUCACAGAUUUUCUGCGCCAAGAGCCAAGCCUGACGGCAAAGAAUCAGUCCACCAGAUCCCCUUCUCCCUGGACCACUGCAGAUGCUUCAGCCCAGUCUAAAGUGAUUUAUCAGUACAAGACAUAGUUUCAACAAAGAGACAAAGACUGUGCAAAAAUGGGUUUGCGAAGCCCGUGCCAAUUGGAUGUGAAGAUUAUGAAGACUACCUCAUUUAUUUUACAAGUUUAAAGGUCUUUUGAGUCACCUCACCUGGUCCUCAGUUUCCGCAUCUCUACAGCAGAAUUCUGCCGUAGUGAAAGCAACAUCAGGGUGUUUUGUAUUCCUUUGGAGUGGAGGCGAUUCUAGGAAGAGGUGUGUCUUUCGCUUUUUACAUUUCUUUUUAACCACCAUUUAGCAAAGCGGCUUUUUACGGGAUAAACUAUUUUGUGAAUAAAUUUUUUUGUACAAAACA
Crotalus tigris (Tiger rattlesnake) is the source of this 7479-nucleotide messenger RNA. RefSeq names its product centriolin (gene CNTRL). The coding region runs from base 192 to 7154 and encodes 2320 amino acids. The transcript has 44 exons. The record is from RefSeq and is a predicted model, not a curated record. Gene Ontology annotation, molecular function: protein binding. NCBI's taxonomy places the organism in Eukaryota, Metazoa, Chordata, Lepidosauria, Squamata, Viperidae.